Cornus florida is the source of this 1299-nucleotide messenger RNA. RefSeq names its product stemmadenine O-acetyltransferase-like. Bases 1 to 1299 code for a protein of 432 amino acids. The record is from RefSeq and is a predicted model, not a curated record. Lineage: Eukaryota; Viridiplantae; Streptophyta; Magnoliopsida; Cornales; Cornaceae. The transcript has a single exon.
AUGGUGGGAAGUUAUGUUGAGGUGCUUUCUAAAGAGAUGAUAAAACCAUCGUCUCCAACCCCCCAUCACCUUAGAAACCUAAAGCUUUCAUUCUUAGACCAAAUUGCACCACCAGUUUAUGUCCCUCUCAUUUUCUUCUAUCAAACUGAGAUAGGCCAAAGUAUUGAUCAUGCCCAAAAAUCUCAAUCACUAAAACUAUCUUUAUCAGGAACCCUAACUCACUUUUAUCCGUUAGCCGGAAUGAUAAAAAAUGAUGGUACUAUUGAUUGUAAUGAUGCUGGAGUUGAGUUUAUUGAAGCUCAAGUCCAUUCUCAUCUUUCACAAGUUAUAGAAAAGCCUGAUGUUGAAGAGCUAAAAAAAUACCUUCCUAUUGACCCUUAUGGUACUAGGGCUGAAAUGGCUAAGGAACCACUCCUAUCUAUCCAAAUCAAUUUCUUUGAUUAUGGUGGGAUGGCUAUUGGUGUGUGUAUUUCACACAACAUAGCUGAUGGAUUGUCUUUAGUCACAUUCAUCAAUGCAUGGGCUGCCACGUCUCGUGGAGCUAGCAAACUUGUGCGCCCUAAUUUCGAUUUGGCGUGCCAUUUCCCACCUAGGGACUCACUAGGGUUUAUGCCAAUGGCAAGCGUCACGAAAGAAAAGAUCGUGACAAGAAGGUUCAUAUUCGAUAAGAUGAGGUUAGCAACAUUGAAAGAGGUCGCUUCCUCACCUUUUGGAUCAGAAGUGAAGGAUCCCACUCGUGUUGAAGCUGUCUCAGCUUUCAUCUGGUGGCAAUUCAUGAAGGUGUCCAAAGUUAAGCUCGAUACAAAAAAGAUGUUUGCUGCAGUCCAUGCUGUGAACAUGAGACCCCAGAUGAAGCCACCCCUCCCAGACCACUCCUUUGGAAAUGUUUGGACUUACGCCACUGCGUUAUCAACAUCUAAGGGUAAGCAAGAUUACCAUGACCUAGUGAGCCUGCUGAGGGGUGCAAUAAGAAAAAUCGACGUUGAUCAUGUGAAGAAAGUACAAAAUGGAGAUUGGUACAUGAAAGAUCUCAAAAGGGUAAAAGAGAAUUUAUGCAAGGGUGAUUUAGAGUUUUGUAAUUUUAGUAGUUGGUGUAGAUUUCCUAUGUAUGAGGUUGACUAUGGUUGGGGUAAGCCAGUUUGGGUAUGCACCACAACUAUGCCUUUCAAGAAUCUGGUGAUUUUGAUGAGUACUAGUUGUGGGGAGGGAAUAGAGGCAUGGGUGAGCAUGGUUGAAGAUGACAUGGCCAUGUUUGAACAUGAUCAUCUCUCGGUGCAUGCCACUAAAAUGGAUUCUUAA